This is a messenger RNA of Lobosporangium transversale, 1052 nucleotides long. RefSeq lists its product as hypothetical. Lineage: Eukaryota; Fungi; Mortierellomycota; Mortierellomycetes; Mortierellales; Mortierellaceae. The record is from RefSeq and is a predicted model, not a curated record. Bases 171 to 902 code for a protein of 243 amino acids. The transcript has a single exon.
UUUUUUUUUUAAUUUCAUCAUCCUCAUCAUCUUCAUUUUCUCAUCCUCUCAUCCUCAUACUCCUCACAUCCAUUCAAAUACUUUCCACAGGUGUGAACCCAGUUUCGAAAACUUUUUAAUCACAUCAGACACCUUACUUUAAUAUAUACACACGUAUAUCUCACUUCAACAUGAGAUUCUCGAUUGCUGCUUUUGUUGGAGCCUUUUCUAUGGCCCUAUUCGUGCCCUCAGUUCUCGCUUGUGAACGAGAGUGCCAAGUGAAUGUCUCACAUGCAUUCGCAGACAAGUACCAACUCCUCUCAGAUAACUACUUUACUCGUCUGAACUUUGAGGUGGAGAAGUCGCUCUUCUACGGCAUUCCUGCAGAUGCUCUCACUCUCACAGAAAAGCAGGCUGUCACCAAGACUGUUGCGGACUCGGUACUGGCGGCCCAGACGUCCUGGAGCAACACAAUUUUCCAGACUGUCUUCGAUACGAUUUUCAAGGACGAGCCAAAAUUCAAAGGAGAUUGUAACCAUCCUCACCGAGUGAACCAACCACCUCGAGGUGUGAAUUGGACGAUGCCUGAUUGCCACAACAUGGAUUACAUUUGUGGAAACCCACCUUCGAUCUGCCAUUUCAUGCCGAUGAUCAAGACUCGAAUUGUCAAGAAGCUGAUUGGUCAACUUCAAGCUCGUGUAGAUGGAGAUGAUUCAGAAGUGUACCUCAACUUUGUGGGACCAGCAUUGCAAGAUGUUUUGACUACUCAAGUAAAACUUGCAAACUAUGCGGCAACUCUUCAUGGAAACUUGAAUCAGAUCUUGGAGAGCAUCAAGGCCAGCUUGAUUAAUUUUGCAAAUGAGAACGAAUGGAAGCCUGAAUGGGAUAUGGAGAUCAAGAUCCUUCUUUUGACUUUCCCUUAAAAAGGUGAUUUGGUUGCUCUUUCUCUCUCUCACACACACACGGAGGCAGGACCUUCGACCCUCUUCUCCUUAGCAUAGCUAUUUAUAUAUAAAAUAGCACAUAUAUCUAUAGAAAUAUACAUAAAGAUUUAUUUAUUUAAUUUAUCAGAA